CAUAAAAUAUCUCCUGUCCGACAUUUGAUAAAUUCUCGGAUGCAACCUUUCCUCGUGAGAAACAUUCAAUUGCUAGUUUUGUAAACACCGCGUCCUCCAAUCCAACGAUAAAACGAUACAAAUUAUUAAUUAAUUUCAAAACGACCCCACGUCUCAUUCUCUCUCUCUCGUCAAUCAAUCGCGGGCAGAGUUUCAGAGAAGUCGGACUGAUUCACGUGAUAAGGUUCCUUCUUUGAUCCCUAAAAUCUUUAAAGCUUGCUUUGUUUUUAUCCAUCUCUUUCUCAUUUAUUCAAAAUUUUCAGUCCUGUGUCGGUGAUUGGUCUCUGUACCUAGGGUUUCGUGUUGGUGUUUACCUUUCAUCUAGCCCUCCUGAUUCGAUUUUUCAACUGCAAUUCGUCAAAAUUUAGCAGAUUAAUGCAAUCUUUUUGCUCCUAAUAUCUACUACAUUGCCAUAAAUUAGUGCGAUUAUGCUAAAUUUUGGUGACUUUUUCCUAUUCAUUUGCACCAAAUUUGGCAGAUCACCUACAUUAUUAAUUUUCAUUGAAUUCCUUUAUUAGUUUAGUUCCUUUCAAACAUCUCACACAAAUGGGACUAUCGAUGCCAAAUCUAUCCACGAAAGCUCCUAACUUCGUUUAGAUUCGGUAGACUUAGCAGUGAAUUUAGGGAAAAUGCAGAACAAAGAGAUGGCUUCCAUUCGAUUGGAUGCAUCCAAGCAGGUAUACGCAACAAGCAGUCUUGUUAUUGGCUACGCACUCUGUUCGAGCUUGCUUGCAGUGAUCAACAAGUUCGCCAUUACCAAAUUCAACUACCCUGGUCUUCUAACUGCGUUGCAGUACCUAACUUCAGCUCUAGGAGUAUGGGUUUUAGGUAAAUUAGGGUUUUUACACCACGAUCCAUUCGUGAUUGAAACUGCUAAGAAAUUCAUGCCCGCGGCAAUUGUCUUCUAUCUAGCCAUCUUUACUAACACGAAUUUGCUUCGUCAUGCCAAUGUCGAUACAUUUAUAGUUUUUCGAUCCUUGACGCCCCUUUUGGUUGCCAUUGCCGAUACUACGUUUAGAAAACAACCAUGUCCUUCAAAGUUCACUUUCCUUUCUUUGGUGAUCAUUUUGGGUGGUGCCGUUGGAUAUGUUGCCACGGAUUCAGGUUUUACACUCACAGCCUACUCAUGGGCAUUUGCGUAUUUGAUCACAAUCACAACUGAAAUGGUUUAUAUCAAACACAUGGUGACAAAUCUUGGAUUGAACACUUGGGGGUUUGUGUUUUACAACAAUCUUCUCUCAUUGAUGAUGGCUCCUUUGUUUUGGAUUAUAACUGGAGAGUGUGCUGAUGUAUUCACUGCUGUGGGAUCGAGUUCUCGGAAUUGGUUUGACUCGGUUGCAUUUUUUGCAGUGUCAUUGUCUUGUGUGUUUGGGUUGCUAAUCAGUUUCUUCGGCUUUGCUGCCAGGAAGGCAAUCUCUGCCACAGCGUUUACGGUGACUGGUGUUGUUAAUAAGUUCCUCACAGUUGCUAUCAAUGUGAUGAUUUGGGAUAAGCAUGCUAGUCCGAUUGGUUUGCUUUGCCUCCUCUUAACCAUAGCAGGAGGUGUUCUAUAUCAGCAGUCAGUUACUGGGGUAGGCAAUGCUCCAUCAGUACGCGAGUCUGCAACGUCUAAGCUGCUGGACAACGAAAAUGAUGAUAACAAUUAUGGAGAUGAGGAAGAGAAGGGCAUAUCUGGUAAAAUUUCUGGUGUAUGAGUUUUUCCUUUUGAAUGUUUUCGGCCGCUGCCAAGAGUGUACUUGUUUGAAAUUUUAUGCCUAUCAUUAGUUACUUAGAUAUAUGUCUUAUGAGUUAUGCCUAUCAUUAGCUACUUAGAUAUCUGUCCUGUAUUAAAUUUGCACGAUAUUAUUAUUUUGAGAUAUUAUUUGAAUGUUCUCUUUU
This is a messenger RNA of Cornus florida, 1917 nucleotides long. Its product is annotated as GDP-fucose transporter 1-like. The record is from RefSeq and is a predicted model, not a curated record. The coding region runs from base 669 to 1733 and encodes 354 amino acids. NCBI's taxonomy places the organism in Eukaryota, Viridiplantae, Streptophyta, Magnoliopsida, Cornales, Cornaceae. Gene Ontology annotation, molecular function: antiporter activity; GDP-fucose transmembrane transporter activity. The transcript has a single exon. Gene Ontology annotation, cellular component: Golgi apparatus.